This is a messenger RNA of Nannospalax galili (Upper Galilee mountains blind mole rat), 747 nucleotides long. RefSeq names its product tripartite motif containing 40 (gene Trim40). The coding region runs from base 1 to 747 and encodes 248 amino acids. The transcript is spliced from 5 exons. Gene Ontology annotation, molecular function: zinc ion binding. NCBI's taxonomy places the organism in Eukaryota, Metazoa, Chordata, Mammalia, Rodentia, Spalacidae. The record is from RefSeq and is a predicted model, not a curated record.
AUGGUCCCCCCACACAAGGACAACAGGGAGAACAUUUGUCCCAUCUGCCUGGAGCCCCUGAAGGAGCCGGUGAGCACCGACUGCAGACACCACUUUUGCCGUGGGUGCCUGACCCAGCAUGUAGAGAAGGCCUCGGGGUCCGGGAUCCUCAGAUGCCCCGUCUGCAGGAAACCCUGCUCUGAGGGAGUCCUGGGAGAAGAUUACAUCUGCUACAGACACCAGAAGAGGGUACACUCGUUCUGUGAGAUUAGCAAGUGUCUUCUGUGUGUGGACUGCCUCAAAGCCCCUGAGCACCAAUCUCAUCUUGAGCCCACCAUUGAAAAUGCCAUCAGCCACUACAAGGAACGACUUAACCGCAGAAGCAGGAAGCUCAGAAAGGACCUUGGGGACCUCCAGAGACUCAAGGCUCAGAAAGAGGAGAGGCUGCAGGCUCUGCAGGUGGACUGGAGGAGCCACAGGCUGAAGGCUGAGCUGAAGAGCCAGGACCAGACCAAAGGACAGCUGCAGGACCACCCUCAGCAGCAGCUGGACCAGCAGGAGGACCUGCCAGCAGAGGUGGCCAAGAUCCUUGACCUGACUGAGGCAGCCACGCAGUUCAGUGUGCUGGUUGCUGAUGUGGAGAGGAGAGCCAAGGAGCUGGAUGCCGGGACUCUGAAGGAUGCCAGCGACUUACUGAACAGGAGUGCACCAAAGAAAUUAGAAGGACUCCUCUCUCAUCUUCUUCCAACCAGUCCAACCUUCAGUUAG